Messenger RNA from Gadus morhua (Atlantic cod), 2150 nucleotides. Its product is annotated as sulfotransferase 1C2. The transcript has 7 exons. The record is from RefSeq and is a predicted model, not a curated record. The coding region runs from base 280 to 1209 and encodes 309 amino acids. NCBI's taxonomy places the organism in Eukaryota, Metazoa, Chordata, Actinopteri, Gadiformes, Gadidae. Gene Ontology annotation, molecular function: sulfotransferase activity.
CGAUACUAUUGUUGAGUGUUGCGCUGGUUCUGGGUUGCAUAAGUCCCUGCCACUGCUCCCAGAACUCUGUCUGAGCUAUGCCUGCAACCUAAAGGAACAACUCUCCCCCUUUCUGGUCACGUUAGUGCCUGAGGAACACCCCUAGCUGUAGGGAUAGGACGGACUAUAAGGAGACAUUGUGGAGGAAGACAGAUCUACAGCAGAAGGAGGGAUCCGACCCAGACAGUCUGCACAGAGCUCUAGACUCUGAGCCACCGUGGUUCACCUUUCAGAGCAGCCAUGUCAGAGAAGAAGGUUCUCUCCUACUCUGACUCCAUCCUGGAGGCAGGGGGGUCCAUGAGCCGGUUCCCCCUGAUCCCAGUCCAGGGGGUCCCCCUCAUGAACCACAUCGCGGACAACUGGGACAGCAUCUCUGCCUUCGAGCCCCACCCCUCGGACCUGCUCAUCGCCACCUACCCUAAAGCAGGCACCACGUGGACCCAGGAGAUCGUGGACCUGCUGCUCAACGAUGGAGACCAGGAGGUCUGCCACCGUGCGCCCAUCGUCGUCAGGAUGCCCUUCCUGGAGAUCUUCUCUCCUCCUCCCGUCCCCUCGGGUCUGGACCUUUUGAAGGAGAUGCCCCCCCCAAGGGUCAUUAAGACCCACCUUCCCUUCCAGCUGGUCCCUCAGGGCUUCUGGAAGAACAAAUGCAAGACCAUCUACGUGGCUCGCAACGCCAAGGACAACCUGGUCAGCUACUUCCACUUCGACCGCAUGAACCAGACCCAGCCGGAGCCCGGUCCCUGGGACUCCUACAUCCCCAAGUUCAUGGAGGGAAAAUUGGCGUGGGGGUCCUGGUACGACCAUGUCAAAGGUUACUGGAAGGAACGAGAGAAAAACAACAUCCUCUACCUCUUCUACGAAGACAUGAAGGAGAACCCGCGGCGUGAGGUGGAGCGCAUCAUGCGCUACCUAGGCAAGUCCCUCCCUGAUGAUGUCAUCAGCCGCAUCGUGGAGCUGACGUCCUUCAAGGCGAUGAAGGAGAACCCCAUGGUUAACUACACCUUCAUCCCCGUGCCCGUGUUCGACCAGUCCAUCUCCCCCUUCAUGAGGAAAGGCGAGGUCGGAGACUGGAACAACCACUUCACCCAGGAGCAGUCCAGGGUGUUUGAUGAAGACUAUGAAAAACAGAUGAAGGGCAGCAACAUCCCCUUCAGAACCAACAUCUGACCGGACCCCCUGCUACUGUCACCAUGAUGACCCUCAGCCCAUCUCAGACCCUCAUUGAUCAACAAAGACUUACUAUGCAACCAAUUAAUUUGAUUUGAAGUCCUUUCGCCGAGUGGUAGAGUGAGUUUGACAGUGAGUGAAUGAUAGUGGUAGUUGGUGAAUGAGUGAUAGUACAGUGAUUGAUGUAAUGCAUUCCAUCUGUGGCUGUUUUGUUUUUGUUUCCUUUGUGGACUGUGUGUGUUGUCCCGCCCUCUCGGACUCUCUGCUAUAAAUAAUUACACGUACAAAACUAUUGCCAAGUGUUGUGAAGGUUCUGGGAUACGUACGGUCCUUCCACUGCUCCCCACACUACCUGUCUGGGCUCUGCCUGCAACCUAAAGGAACAACUCUCCCCCUUUCUGGUCACGUAGGAGCCUAAGAAACAGCCAGAGCUGUAGGGAUAGGACGGACUAGAAGGAGACAUUGUGGAGCAAGACUGAGAUCUACAGCAGAAGGAGAAAUCCGACCCAGACGGUCUGUGCAGAGCUCUAGACUCCUUUCAAAGCAGCCAUGUCAGAUAAGAGGGUUGUCGCGCUCUCUGGCUCCAUCCAGGAGGCAGGGGGGUCCAUUAUCCGCUUCCCCCUGAUCUCAGUCCAGGGGGUCCCCCUCAGGAACCACAUUGCCACUAACUGGGACAGUAUCUCUGCCUUCGAGGCCCACCCCUCGGACCUGCUCAUCGCCACCUACCCUAAAGCAGGUAUUGCAUCACAGACCACACUCAAGUCUUGUCAGGACACAGGGUUAAACUAAAGAUUGCCAUAAGCAACAUGCCAUUGAAUCAAGCAAGGUUGAAUAAAGGUUAAUAAAAUAUAUGACUUCAAAUGUAUCGUCAAAAUAAAGAAGGAAGACACUCUGUACUCACUGCUGGUUUGGGGUUCAAUAAAAACAAGUUGUAAACAUUA